AUGAACUACACUGUGGGGAAUGGUUCCGGUUCGGCCUCUUGCAACUUGAUGGAGGUCUACACUUACCCAUUCUUCACCGUAACCUACUCGCUGGUCUUCCUGAUGGGCCUGGUUCUCAAUGGCUUCACGGUGCGGGUCUACUUCUGCCGAGCCCAGCGCCACCAAUCCAGCGUGACGGUAUAUCUGCAGAAUCUGGCUGCGGCAGACUUCUUCCUCAGCCUGUGUCUGCCGCUCCGCAUUGCCAACUACGCCACCCACAACUCGGCCCUCAUGCGCCACGUCUACUGCAGCUUUGGAGCCACUGCCUUCUACCUCAACAUGUACGCCAGCAUCCUCUUCAUGGACUACAUCGCAGCCAACAGGUAUUUAUUGAUAACUGAAGUGUCCGUGUCUGUCAGCCUGUAUACCAUGGAUUUGGUUGUUCUGUCUGACAGCACAGGCAAGAGGCUCUAUAAAGAGGGAGAUAGCAGUGGAAAUAAUUCAUACAAGCACCCCUGCUAGCCAGCAUAAAUGGUUGAGACAUUUUCCCAUUGUUUACGACAGAUACUGUAGGUGUUGAAUAUACAAUCUUUAUCAAAUUAAUACAAUUUGGCCAAAAUCAUAAUUUUCUUGGACUGCAAAGAGAAGAGACCAGCUGACCCUAUCAAAUGCCUUUACCAUGUCCAGUGACACAACUACAGAAGCAAUCUUGUUGGAUUUGGAUAUGUGACUCAAGUUGAAUAGUCUUCUUGUGAUGAUGUAUGAGUGUCAUCAGUGUUAGCUACCCUUCAAAUGUAUUGUUUGUUUUGCACAUUUCACAUUCAAAGGUGCACAUUUCACCUCCACCAUUCAGGUUGGUAGCCAUGUUCAUGAAUAGAACAUCAGUAAGACUCAGUAAUGAGUCAGUUCUCAAUCCCUGUCACCACUGUUAAGCCAUCCUACUGCCUACAGGUACCUGAAGAUCGUCCGUCCUCUGGAGACCCACGCCCUGCAAACGGUGCGCGCUGCCCACUACAUCUCCAUGGCAACCUGGGUCACCCUUCUAGCCUUAUCAUCUGCGUACCUGACCGUGUCCCUCCUCACCACUUGGGGCACCGAUCCCAUCCCCGGGACCAUGGGCUGUGACGCCCUCCACAGCCCCCAGCUCCUACUGCUCUACAAGAUCAUCCACAGUUUCUCGGCCGCCAUCUUCCUCUUCGUUCUGUUUUCCCUCCUCUUCCUCUACUGGGCCACCAUCCGCAGGCUGCGGCAGGUGCAGCUGAACCAGCAGAACCAUCCAUCCUGUGGAUCCAGCAGGAAACUCAGCAGCUCCAAGAGAAACAUGCUAGUUCUGGUCGCCGUGUUCUGCGUGUGCUUCGUGCCGUACCACCUGGUGCGCCUGCCCUACGCCUUCCUCCAGCCCUUCUUGCACAGGUGUGUCUGGAAGCAGGCCUUCUACUACCUGAAGGAGCUGACCGUGCUGCUGUCCGUCCUCAACGCCUGCCUGGACCCACUCAUCUACUUCAUCUUCUGUAAGGCCUUCAGGGCCCAGCUGGGCUUGAAGAUUGUUUUUAGUAAGACGACGACGACGGCACAGCAAGACAGUACAGCCCCACCGCCAGAAGCUAGGAGAAUUAGCCAGGGGAACCUGACCACCUUGACACACACCCAGACAAGGACGUCGUUCAGUAUGUCGAGACGGGGCAGUGUAAUUUAGGGCACACCACACUGCCCUCCUUCUGGACCAUGUGCCAGUACAGUUGAAUCUGUAGAAAAUGGCUGUUGUAAAGGAACUACUGUAUGUCAUUUAAUGCAUCAAAUUCAUCUGAUGCUAUACAUGUAAAACUGUUUUCCUUUGGUAGUCUGUUUACUCUAGCUAUUUUUGUAGAUAUUGUACAUUGUCUAUCUACUGUCUAUAUUUUUUAAGCAGCUCUUCUGCAUACCUAUAAAUGAUUAGAACUUUGUAUUGGGGAAAUAAAAGACUGGAACAUCCUGGAACGUAAAUACUUAUUUUGAAGCAAAGAUUUGCUAAUUUUAAAUUUGAAGUCUCUACUCAAUACAGAAUAUUAAAUGGGUUACCUAUGGGUACCCUUUGGUCUAGAUAGAACAUACAUUUGCCUGGUACUGCUAUUUUGCCUAGACCUCAGACAUAAUUUCUCCUUUAAUGAUGAACUCAGACCACAGCUUGACCUGACUAUAUCUAACCUGCGGUUUACCUUGUGAUUUAGACAGAGAAAUAUACUGCUUGGCCUUGUUUCUGUCCCCAAACUCUCUAUUCAACCUCCCUGCACACUCAUUGUCUUCUUAAUCAAUGGCUCUAGUAUUGUUGUCGACAAAAGUACAGUAUUAAAUCAUUGUGCGUUCAAUCAAUCAAUCAAAUCAUGGCUAAACGUACAGCAAACUCCAAUAAAUGAUACACAUUAAUGAAGUCCACAGUUACAAAUACUGAAUACGGAACAAAAACCCACAAUGCCCACAGGAAAACAUUCAGAUUAAAUAUGGCUCCCAAUCAGAGAUAACGAGCCGACAGCUGACACUCGUUACCUCCGAUUGGGAGUCACACGACACCACAAUUAACACACCCAAAACACAACCAACCGAAUACACCCUUACAACCAACCCCACAACAAAUACCCAACAAAACAAAUACACCCUGGCUCAAAUCCAAAAGUCCCGGAGCCAGAGUGUUACAGUACCCCCCCCUAAAGGUGCGCACUCCGGGCGCACCAGCAUACAGUCUCGGGGAGGGUCUGGGUGGGCGUCUGUCCACGGUGGCGGUUCUGGCCCUGGUCGUGGUCCCCACCCCACCUUAGUCACCACCCGCUUCCCUAGCCUCCUCCACAUGACCACCCUCCAACUUACUCCACCUGGAUUUAGGGGCAGCACCGGGCUAAGGGACAGCACCUGGCUAAGGGGCGGAUCCUGGCUGGCUGGCUCUGGCGGAUCCUGGCUGGACGGCUCAUGGCAGGCUGAAGGAUCUGGCUGCUCAUGGCUGGCUGACGGAUCUGGCUGCUCAUGGCUGGCUGACGGAUCUGGCUGCUCAUGGCUGGCCGACGGAUCUGGCUGCUCAUGGCUGGCCGACGGAUCUGGCUGCUCAUGGCUGGCCGACGGAUCUGGCUGCUCAUGGCUGGCGGAAGGCUCUGGCUGAUCCUGUCUGGCGGAAGGCUCUGGCUGAUCCUGUCUGGCAGAAGGCUCUGGCUGAUCCUGUCUGGCAGAAGGCUCUGGCUGAUCCUGUCUGGCAGAAGGCUCUGGCUGAUCCUGUCUGGCGGAAGGCUCUAGCGGCUCUGGUCUGGCGGACGGCUCUGAUGGCUCAUGGCAGACGGGCGGCUUUGCAGGCUUUAGGCAGACGGGCAGUUCAGGCGGCGUUGGGCAGACGGACAGUUCAGGCCCCGUUGGGCAGAAGGCAGACUCUGGCCGUCUGAGGCGCACCGUAGGCCUGGUGCGUGGUGCCGGAACUGGAGGUACCGGGCUGAGGACACGCAUCUCAGGGCUAGUGCGGGGAGAAGCAACAGGGCAUGCUUGGCCCUGGGGACGCACCGUAGGCCUGAUGCGUGGUGCCGGAACUGGAGGUACCGGGCUGAGGACACGCAUCUCAGGGCUAGUGCGGGGAGAAGCAACAGGGCAUGCUUGGCCCUGGGGACGCACAUAAGGCCUAGUGCGGAGAGCAGCAACAGGGCAUGCUGGACCCUGGGGACGCACAUAAGGCCUAGUGCGGAGAGCAGGAACAGGCCGGGCUGGGCUGGCGACGCGCACCGUAUCUCUGGUGCGAGAGGCCGGAACAGGCCGGGCCGGGCUGGCGAAGCGCACCGUAUCCCUGGUGCGUGGAGUAGGAACAGGCCGGGCUGGGCUGGCGACGCGCACCGUAUCCCUGGUGCGAGUGGCCGGAACAGGCCGGGCCGGGCUGGCGAAGCGCACCGUAUCCCUGGUGCGUGGAGUAGGAACAGGCCGGGCUGGGCUGGCGACGCGCACCGUAUCCCUGGUGCGAGUGGCCGGAACAGGCCGGGCUUGGCUGGCGACGCGCACCGUAGGCUUCGUAUGAGGCUCAGGAACAGGCCGGGCUGGGCUGGCGACGCGCACCGUACACUUAGUGCGAGGGGCCGGAACAGGCCGUACCGUACUGGGGACACACACUACUGGCUGUACCUCGGGAUUAGGAACGGGCCGGACCGGACUGGUUACACACCCCAGUACCUCUCGCCGUGCCUCUACACCUUCCUUCCCUGCCUUUCCCAGUCGCCCCCUUAACCUGGUAGCCUCCUGAAUCCGUCCCUUCUCUGCCUCCGUCAGCCCCCUUAACCUGGUAGCCUUCUGAAUCUGCCUUGUGGCAGCCUCCUGCUGCUCAGUCGCCCAAGCCAUGUGCCCCCCCCCAAAAACUUUUUGGGGUUGCCUCUCGUCCUUCCGACGAUGGCCCUGCCGAUGCCGUUGCUCCUCUCGCCGUCGCCUCUCCACCGUCUCGUUCCAUGGUCGGCGAUCCAUACCAUCCAGGAUCUCCUCCCAAGUCCAGGACCCUUUACCGUCCAACAGUUCCAUCCAUGUCCAGACCCUUUGCUCCUGGACGCGCUGCUUGGUCCUUUUAUGGUGGGUUAUUCUGUCACAACCGUCUUCAAAGGGAGCAGACCAAAGCGCAGCGCGUUGAGUGAACAUGACUUUAUUUGAGUAAAGACACGAACGACAAAAACAAUAAACAAAGACGGCUAGUGAAGUCCACAGUUACAAAUACUGAAUACGGAACAAAAACCCACAAUGCCCACAGGAAAACAUUCAGAUUAAAUAUGGCUCCCAAUCAGAGAUAACGAGCCGACAGCUGACACUCGUUACCUCCGAUUGGGAGUCACACGACACCACAAUUAACACACCCAAAACACAACCAACCGAAUACACCCUUACAACCAACCCCACAACAAAUACCCAACAAAACAAAUACACCCUGGCUCAAUCCAAAAGUCCCAGGUCACUGCCCUAAUUUCAAUGUGUGAUCAAAAGCACAGAUUAGGGAACAGAAAUGACACUUCUCUAUUGAGCACGUCUUACUUCUAGGCAUCUGUUCCUGUAGCAGAGAGCAGACCGCAGAAUCACACCACAGAAUGUCAUGUCCUCAAAAUGUAAAACCUUCAAAACAUGACAUAAUAGACUUGGUAUAUAGCGAAAAGCUUUUUGUUUUUGUGUGGUAUGAGGAACGCUUUUACAAGAGGAAGUCCAACAUACAGAAUGCCAAAACAAUAUUGUAGCAAAUAAUAACACCUAUUAAAGUGCAUCCUCUUUUAAAGCAUUAGCUUAUAUCUCAGUUUCUAAUGCUAAAUAGACCUGUAAUAUAGGACAUUUCAACCAAAAAUUGAAUUUGUUUCAAUCUACUGUACAAAUGGUGAGAUACUGUCAAGGAAACGUAUUCCUUAGGUACAGUGAGAUACAAAAAAUUAAAUGGUUAGACUGUUUUUCAAACUACAAAAUGGUGAGAUUCAGAAUGGAAAUCAUUUUUGGGUUCCUUCUACCGGUCACUGACUGUCUAGGAUAUGACGUCUGGGUGUAUACGCUAAAGAACUUGAACAUGAAACUCAGUGCUCACCACUUCCUGUAGUGUCUCAUUUUAAACAGACAGUGAUGUCGGUGACUCAGCUGAAAACCAACAAACAGACACAACAGAAGAGUGACAUUUAAAGUAAGGUUCUCAUUUCUAUUAAAAACAAGGUUGAUAGGUAUUGUACUAAUAUCGCUGCAGUACACUUUUUUAUGUUUUGCUGGCUCGCCUCAGUUUUCUAAACUGAUCAAAUUUGCAUGGCCUAACCACAUGGGGAUUUAUACAUUUUUUGUCAUAGGUGCAUUUUGUGUUAGACUUCCUAUUCCCCAAUUUAUGAUUACGCUUCCCACAAACUCCACUGAUGACAUUUACAUUACAUUUACAUGACGCCCUCCCUAAGUGCGUCAUCAACGAUCAGAUGGAGCCUUCCAGCGUGCUCUACAUCCUGGUCUUUCUCACCAGCAUGGCUGCCAACCUGGUAGCUCUGUGGGUGUUCGUACACAGCUACAACGCCAUGAAGAGCAUCAAUGUCUACCUGGUCAAUCUCCUGAACGUUGACCUCCUGCUCACCCUGGCCCUGCCCUUCAAGGUGGCCAAAGACCUGGGUGUGGCGCCCUGGGGCCUCAUGGUCUUCCACUGCCAGGUGAGCGCCGUGGUAAUCUACAUCAGCAUGUAUGCGUCCAUCUUCUUCCUCACCUUCAUCAGCGUUGACUGCUACAUGCAGAUCAGGUAUUAUUAUGGUUCUUUGAACUUAUUUUAAUGUUGUACUAUCGUAAAUUAUUGUGUAAGGAUUAUUAGCUAUUUUUUUGUCAAAUGUUUUUCUAGGAUUAGAGGCAUUUUAAACAGUGAUUGAUUGAUUUAUUGAUUGAUCAGCCAGAGCUCCAGACUGUUCCGUAUCCAGGAAGUGGGCUUCGCCAGGCUGAUGUCAGUGGGGGUGUGGCUACUUGUGCUCCUCAUCAUGGUUCCCAACAUGGCCCUGCCCAUCCAGGACGUCCCAGAGAGGGAGUUCCUGAGCUGCUCCAAGCUGAAGCAGAAGGUGGGACUCCACUGGCACGGCCUCGCCGUCUUCCUCUGUACCAUCCUGUUCCUCUACGCGUCCAUGGCUGUCCUCGUCUCCAAUGGUCUGGUGCUGAAGAGGCUGCUGGCGAGCAGGAAUGACCCUGAAGAGUGGCGACGUGCUCUCCGCGCCACCGUCAAUGUUGCGGCGGUGACGGCAGCGUAUGUGGCAUGCUUCGUGCCGUACCACGUGGUCCGGAUACCCUAUUUGCUAGCCCAGACCCAGGUCAUCACUCCAGACUGCCAGACCAAGAGGCACCUUUUCCUGGCCAAGGUGUCCACGUUACUGCUGGUGGUGCUGCACCUCUGCCUGGACCCUGUGCUCUACUACUACUUCUCCAAGGUAGGUCAGGGAGGUGUUCAGGAGCAGGAGGAGCAGGCGGGAUUCGAACACCAAUCCAACCCCUGA
Coregonus sp. 'balchen' is the source of this 6938-nucleotide messenger RNA. The record is from the annotation of a GenBank genome assembly. Lineage: Eukaryota; Metazoa; Chordata; Actinopteri; Salmoniformes; Salmonidae.